AGUCAUCUGAUGUUUAUUUACUUUCAAAAUAUAUACUUACAAUAGGUCAUAUUAUUGUAUAGCAUCGUUCUAUUCUAAUUCAAUCUUUAAAAAAGCUAAAUACAAAUGUGAAAAAAUGAUAAAGCCGGAAUUGGAUGACGAAUCAAUUACUAAAGUUGAUGCCAACACGACAAUUCAGGAGCAAAUUCAGGAGCUUUCAAAACGUUUGCAAAAUGUGAAUGACGAUCUCCAUCAGCAAGUACGUGAAAAACAUGGAGCUCUAUUGCAGCAAGCAAUGCAUGCUGGCCGGUUUGAUGUCGCUCUUAACACCUUGUCUUACGACGUGGAACAAAUACGUACAAUUGGACAUAAAUUAAAAAAUCAAAUAGACAUUCAAUACCAGCAAGUAGAUAAUCAAACGAGGGUUUUGGGACGUUUGCACGAGUUAUCGCACCUUUUACGAUCGGCGGGUACACUACUUUCCCUGACAGUAAAGUUGCGAUCAACAAAGGAUCCACUCAAACAGGCUGAACUUCAUUAUGAACUUGGGCAAUUAAUUGAGGAUGAAGACUUGAAGAAAAUUGAUUUCGUUCAAAACGCCCGAGCUGAAGUAAUAAACUCUCGACAAAAAUUAAGAAAUUUAACACAAAUGCAGCUUGUCACUGGUUUGCAGGAAAGGAGUGAAGCCCAAGUUGUUAAUGCGCUUAAGAUAUUUAAAAACUUCAACUUAUUACAAAAAUCUUUGGAUGACUUAAUUGCGACUUUCAUAUCCGAUUUAGAGCAAUCGCUUCGAGAAUGUUUUGCUGGUACAGACAUAUCGGUAUUACACAAGGGUGUACCAAUAAAUAAAGCUUCGCCUAAGACCAAUCGUGGGCCUGGGAAAACACCUAUGUUAACUACUACCCAAAAUUUCAGAGCAAAAUUUUGGAAAUCUUUACAUUGGUUAUUAUAUGAAGAACUUUAUGAAAUUUGUCAGCAAGUAAUUUUAUUAACAAGUGCUCUGGAUCAAAUUAAACAGUUAGGCUAUGAUACUACUGAAAUAUAUGAUGUACAUAAUCAUGUUUGGCAAGUCGUACAAACGCUACUUCGCAAAUCUUUUUCCGAAUGUCCAGCUCAUGUAACACAAACGUUACAAGAGGGAUUGGCUAAGUUAUUGACGUCUGCCCGUGGCCUUGAAGAACGUUUAAAUGGUGAAUUUAUAUUUGAUACUGAUAUGUUUUCCGCAUUGGAAGUGGGCUACAUAAGCAAAUGCGCCGCAAAUAUGAAAGCUUGCUUGGCUGGCGUCGACAUGCCAUCCAAUGAAACAGUUGACAUUCUUAUAAGAGUAGCAUCUACAGAGUUAAGUGCAGCUCUAAUUGAUGCACGCUUAACAAAUUCAGUGUCUGCUGUGUUUAUUGCUUGUAGUCAAGAGCUUUGCAAAAAAUUGGAAUCGCAAAUAAAAUUAGGUGCCGAUUCGAAACAAGUUGUAGACAUUCCAAAUUACCAACAAACUCAGAAUGUGGUUAUAUCGAAUAUAUUACACUAUCAUAAAGAUUCAGUGCGUCGGAUGUUGGUCGAUUUAGAUGUACAUUUUUCAAAAUCCAAGUCUACUGCCCAACAAGACAUAUUAAAAGCUUUAGACCAAACAAAUAUAUUAAUUGGGACUAUACUACAACAGAUUAUGGACUCCAUUUUUUCAACUAUUAGUAUCAUACUGCUUAGCAUGCAUCGCGAACCAGGACUUAGUUCUGAGAAAAUUUCUACUUCUGGCCCUUCAAUGUACAUGAAAGAACUACAGGAAUUCAUAAGUCGUGUGUGGUCUAAUCACAUAGGUCCUUUUGAAGAUAAAGAGCUGGUUUCGAAAUGCGGUCAAGAAUUGGCCAAACGUUGUAUAGAGUUAUUUAUACACAACAUGAGUAUUUUACGUCCAAUCAGCCAAGCAGGACGCCAGCGUUUGAAAAGUGAUUGUAAUCAUAUGGAAAACGCACUUAAACCGAUUUGCCCGAAUCUACCAGAUUUAGGAAAUCCAGCUCGGUUAUUACGCGCAAUGUCAUUUUUAAUUGUGCAACCACCCGAGGAAUUGGUAAAGCAAAGUGUUGGUGGUGAUUCACUGGUGCCCAGUUACAUCGUAUUGUUUCUAUUAUUUGGUUAUGCUAAUUCGGAACUUCAGAGCCCACACACGACAGCGAAUUGGUCAAACGAACGUUUGAUAGAAUGGUUAGAAGGACAUACAUCAGAUCGUGAAAAGUUAGAAUUAAUAUCUGGAGCGAUACAACGGUAUCGUGAUCAAGUUAGAAGGAAGAAAAUUGAACAAUACGAUGAAGUAUAUCCUUUAAUGGUGGAAUUUUUCGAAAAAUCUUUAAAAUUGUAAAUGAAAAAAUUGAAUUAAAUAAACAAAUAUGUAUGUAAGUUAUAAAUUUAUGAUAAUUAAUUUUUAUGUACUACUAGAAAAUUUGAAUACUAAUGGUCCGAAAAAUUCCAAUUUCA
This is a messenger RNA of Ceratitis capitata (Mediterranean fruit fly), 2445 nucleotides long. It is a transcript of the gene fws, whose product is annotated as conserved oligomeric Golgi complex subunit 5. Bases 116 to 2329 code for a protein of 737 amino acids. The transcript is spliced from 4 exons. Lineage: Eukaryota; Metazoa; Arthropoda; Insecta; Diptera; Tephritidae. Gene Ontology annotation, biological process: intra-Golgi vesicle-mediated transport. The record is from RefSeq and is a predicted model, not a curated record. Gene Ontology annotation, cellular component: COG complex.